AUGACUAGCAUUUUAAACGUUAAGGACGAGCCCAUCUUUGACGAUCGCAUCGUCAAGAUCGAGACUCACACAUAUAAUCCGUUCGCCAACACAACGUUCGAACACAGCGAUGAGAUAAGAAUACCUAUACAACAGCAAGAUUUAUACACGUUACCAUCUGAAAGUUUUCUAUACAUUGAGGGAAAACUUACGAUAAAAAAACCAGCUGAGGGAUCCGAUGUGACAUUGGGAAAUAAUUGUAUUGCGUUCAUGUUCGAUGAGAUUCGAUACGAGCUCGACGGUGUGGAGAUUGAUCGCAACAGAAACGUUGGAAUAACCAGCUCCCUCAAGAACUAUGUAACUAUGUCAUCCGACAGAAGCGUAAUCGCAAGGAACGCCGGCUGGGAUCCAUGGAAUCUCCCGAACGGAUAUUUUAAUUUUUGUGUACCACUCAACAUGCUACUGGGAUUUUACGAAGAUUACAGACGCGUGGUGAUUAACGCUCGUCAUGAGUUGAUCUUGAUACGCGCGCGCAACGACAACAAUUGUUUAGUUGGAUCUGUACGAGUUUCCGCUAUUGCAACGCACAACCCAACAUUCGUGGGCCAUAAGACUGCUACUCAACUCGAAAAGCCACGAUAUAUCAUUUUCGCUCUGCAAGCCGGUCGGAAGAACGUUAUGCUUGAGGAUGCGAGUCGAUUCGAUCAUUACAAAUUGACAAACGUAAAACUAUAUCUAAACUCGGAAUGUUAUCCGUAUGACGAUAUGAAUCUGGAUUUUGAAAAAAAUAAAUGGUCGAUUCUCUACGACACAUACACGCGUUUCUGUAAAACCUAUUACGGAUAUGAUUAUCUCGAGCCGAAUCAAACUGUCACAACUUUUCGGCAAAAAGGCCCGUUCGUAAUCAUCGAUUGCUCUCGACAAAAUGAAUCGGUCAAAAGCGCGACCGUGGACGUGCGCUUAAAGUUUGAAUGCAAAGAGAACGUACCCGCGAGCACCACCGCGUACUGUCUUAUCAUACACGAUCGUGUGGUUCAGUACAACCCAUUGACCAACGUUGUGCGCAAAAUCACCUAA
This is a messenger RNA of Monomorium pharaonis (pharaoh ant), 1056 nucleotides long. RefSeq lists its product as uncharacterized. The coding region runs from base 1 to 1056 and encodes 351 amino acids. The record is from RefSeq and is a predicted model, not a curated record. The transcript has 2 exons. NCBI's taxonomy places the organism in Eukaryota, Metazoa, Arthropoda, Insecta, Hymenoptera, Formicidae.